Molecule: messenger RNA, 669 nt
Organism: Sitodiplosis mosellana (orange wheat blossom midge)
Lineage: Eukaryota; Metazoa; Arthropoda; Insecta; Diptera; Cecidomyiidae
Gene: pen-2
Product: gamma-secretase subunit pen-2
Exons: 4
Coding region: 134-439 (101 amino acids)
Biological process (GO): Notch receptor processing
Cellular component (GO): gamma-secretase complex
Source: RefSeq, a predicted model, not a curated record
CAGCGCCAUUCGACAAUAUCGCUUGCAACUUCACUGUUUUCAUGGUGAGUUUCGGUGUUUCUUGCAAAUCGCUCAAAUCUUUCUCAUUAGAAGACACAUUCAAUUGUUUUUAAGAACUGAUUAAAAUUCCAACAUGGAUAUAUCCAGAGCAACAAACGAUAGGAAAUUGUACCUUUGCAAGUGGUACUUUUACGUGGGUUUCGCAUUUUUGCCAUUCAUUUGGGCUGUGAACAGUAUUUGGUUCUUCGAUGAGGCAUUUCGGAAACCAGAAUAUGAUGAACAAAAGUCCAUUAGAAGAUAUGUCAUAUUCUCAGCGAUAGGUGCUGUUUUGUGGGCCAUCGGGCUUGCCACUUGGAUUACGAUUUAUCAGACGAACCGUGUUGCGUGGGGAGAAUUUGCUGAUAAUAUUAGUUUUAUCAUUCCACUUGGCUCUGCAUAGUAUAAGCAACUCAUUUAGUUCAUCUCAUUUAGUUCAUUUUUUUUAAAGAAAUAAAUCAUAUGCAUGUGAACGUUUUUCAAUAGUCCAAUAUCUCUCUAUACUUAAAAUGCAUUAAUACAUUCCAAAGGUGCAUCUUUUAUUUAUUGAUAUUCAAAAUUUAAAUUUAGCACGUCCAGCGCUAAAAUUGUAAUUUUUUGUGCGAAUAAAACAGAAGUGCAGAAAAAAGAUAA